This is a messenger RNA of Fusarium venenatum, 957 nucleotides long. The record is from RefSeq and is a predicted model, not a curated record. Lineage: Eukaryota; Fungi; Ascomycota; Sordariomycetes; Hypocreales; Nectriaceae.
AUGGCCGAUUUCGCUCCUCCAGCUGGCCCGCCUCCUCCCAAGGCCCCCGAGGUCCCUGCCGGAUGGGCCGUGCGAUGGAACGACCAGUACAAGGAAUGGUUCUACGUCAACGUAUACACGAAACAGUCCCAAUGGGAGAAACCUACUGCCCCCGUCUUCCCUAAUGAUGACGGUGCGCCCGCCGGUCCUCCUCCCGGAUACGAGCCAGGCAACACGCCUGUAGUUACAGACACCAAGAAGAACCCCUAUGAAGAUGUCACAGCCAGCGCCGGUGGUUCAUCUCAAGACGAAGACGCCAAGUUAGCCGCUCGGCUCCAAGCCGAAGAAGAUGCGCGUGCGCUCAGUGGCCCUGGCGGCCCAGAUGUUCCUGCAGGAUAUGGCGGCUCGAAUAGCCCGUUCCCCCAGAGCAACAGCCCUUAUCCUCAACAACAAAGCGGCAGCAGUUACCCCGCAGAACUACCCCCGAGGGACCGGGGUGCUAAGAGUGGCGGCUUCCUAGGAAAGCUGCUCGGUAAGGGCAAGCAGAUGGCUGACAAGCAUCAACAACAAGGUGCUCAUGGUGGAUAUGGCGGAGCUCAGGGUAGCAUGGGUGGUGGUUACCCUCAGCAGCAGUACUAUCCUCAGCAACCUCAGGGUGGCUACCCAGGACAUGGCCCUCCUAUGGGCUAUGGCGCUCAGCCCCAUUAUGGUGGUGGUUACGGCGCACCAGGUGGCUAUGGUGGAUAUGGAGGCGGCCCCGGCUACGGCCAACAUGGCGGCGGUUUCGGCGGUGGUGGUAUGGGAGGUGGUCGCAAACCGGGAGGUGGGGGUAUGGGCAUGGCAGGAGGUGCUGCUCUCGGUGCCGGUGCCGGUCUGCUCGGUGGUGCCAUGCUCAUGAACUCAUUCGACAACGAUGAGCAAGAUGCCUAUCAAGACGGUUUCGAGGACGGUGCUGAUUUCGACGGCGGUGACGAGUAA